UAUGCUUCUGUUAAAUUCUAAACUAAAUUCUUAUAGGCGUUGUUGUGGAGUUGUUUCAAAAAUCUUCAAAUCUGGAUUUAAAUCUACUGUAAUCAUGUUAUCUGCAACUAGCGAUUGUUUUGUUGUUACUGCAUUUAACAAUAUUAAGGCUACUGAGGGAUUUCUUAAAGUCUGUAUUCCGGGAAAAAUUGUUAGUUUGAAUUUGGUAAAAUCACAAAGCUUUGAUAUUGCGCGAUUUGAUGGCAAAAAACAUUACAAUACUUUACUUGAUUACGAAUUUAUUCUCAUGUCUGUUACAAAAGUUAAGAUGAUUGAUCCUACAAUUUUACGUGUUGAAACCUUAAAGGAGAUAAAAUCGCCAGGAUUAUAUGAGUUCAAAUGUAUCCUCUCUGGAACGUUUGUUGAUUAUGGAAAAGAAUUAUGUGCAAUUAUAUGCGAUGUGGAAAAUAGCCGUGCAGAUUUGUUGGUUUCCGGUGAAAACAUGAAACAUCUUGAAUUGCUUGGACGUGGUGAUAAUCUCAAAAUCAAAUAG
Messenger RNA from Meloidogyne enterolobii, 532 nucleotides. The record is from the annotation of a GenBank genome assembly. NCBI's taxonomy places the organism in Eukaryota, Metazoa, Nematoda, Chromadorea, Rhabditida, Meloidogynidae.